Molecule: messenger RNA, 3510 nt
Organism: Symbiodinium necroappetens
Lineage: Eukaryota; Dinophyceae; Suessiales; Symbiodiniaceae
Source: the annotation of a GenBank genome assembly
AUGCAUGGCUGUCUCGGUUGUUGGGUCUGCUUGCUCGUCCUCUGCUUUCCUGGGGAUGCGGGGCCCGCGACGCUGCGCUUGCACCUUCUCGGGGGCACCCGUGCGCGAUGCAACGACGGCUCCCAGCCGGGAUUCUACCUCCGAGAGGGUCGCUCCGGCGUGCUGCUGGUCUGGCUCGAGGGAGGAGGUGACUGCGGCACGCAGGCAACAUGUGACUCCCGGCCAGCAGCGCUCAAAGGCGUGGACACGAAUGUAAGCCAUCAGCUUUUGGAACACGAGUUUGCACCGCACAGGAUGGGCAUUUUGGGCGAUGAGCUCAAGCCGCCGGUGCCGCCCAGGUUCAUGGUGCUAAUGGCUGACUGGUGCAACGUCUUUGCGGGUAUCACCCUUAUCAUCUCCUUCUCGCUGAUUGCUGGGGCCUUUACCUUCAAGUGGUUCGAGAUGGCUGGCACGGUCCACACCGUCAUGCAGGUGACCAUGUGUCUUGAGGGUGUGCUGUGGGCUGUGGCUGCCGGGUUCUUGACCAAGAUCAACAUGAUCGUCAAUAAUGCAGGGCUGGCUGUGGGGCAAACGAUCAUCUGCUUCGGCGGCAUCUUCUUUGCGAUAUCCGGGCUCUACGACGGCGUCCCGGGAAAGAUCAUCAGCCUCCACUAUGUGCUGGCACCCGACUCCAACGCACUCUUUGCGGAUGCCUGCCCUUACUACGGCAUCACCUGCUUCAUGGUUGCCACCAGCAUGGGCUUGCAGGGUGUUUGGCCUUUGCCCAGGAACAAGAUCGUGAGCCCCUUCUGGGCCGUGGCCUGCUUCUUCAUCGGCGCUUGGACCAUCGGCGUGAUCGGAUUGUGGGGCCCGACCUUGAUGGACGGCUUCGUGAGGUACGAAGAUUUCCAGGCCCCAACGGACCUCUACAAGCAGAGGACGUUUGCGUGGGCCUGGAUCCACGUUUUCCAAGUGAUCGGCGCGAUCUUCUUGACCGCGGGCGGCGUCAUCUUCGGCCUCAUGGACGGCAUCUUCCCCUUCGGUGGGCCCAGCGAGGAGGCGUAUUUUCAACUUCAGUUAAGCUCUGCCCGGCUUAGGACAAUCAAGUUUCGCCAAUUUCGUGAAGCUGCAAGACAAGUGCAUUUGGAUAUGGUUGCUCAAGCUUUGCCGGACCUUGUUGAUCAGGCAAUCUGUUGUGACGGGGACCGGUCAGGAGCAUCCACGACUUCUUUUCACGAGCGGCACUCCCAGGCCUUCAACCACAUCCUUGAUCUCGAUCUUCGGGGAGGGGGAGGGAGAGGGAAGGGAAAGGAGCCGGACAACGACCCAUCAAACCAUGACCAGUUGUUUAAUGCCAUUGUCCAGGUCCUGGGCAAGUAUGGUAGGAGCAGCUGGGAGGAGAGGAAGAAGAGCCGAGCCAAAUCUGAACAGAAACAGCAAAAGUCUUUCCUUGAAGCUUUGCAGCAGUCUCUGGACAGGUAUCGGCGUAAACCUCAUGACAGACUUCUGCAAAGCAUCACGUCCAUUGUGCAGGCGGCCCAAGCCGGCAAGCUUUCCAUGGAAUCACCACCCGCGGAGGCAGAGACUUCCUCUGCUGACAAGGGCAAAGGAAAGAACAAAGGCAAAGGCGCCAACGACAACAUCGCGGACACCGCCGCACAGCAGAAAGACAAGAGCAAGGGCAAGGGCAAAAGCAAGGCGAUUAUGACGGAUGACUCCCUCCGACAAGACCUUGAAAAGGGUCAAAAGCCGGAGGGUGUGGUGGCCCUAUGCAGAUCUGUCGAUUUUGCCAACCAAUGUUGCAAACAUCACAACUUCACGGUAUGUUCUGACAAGGGGGUACCUCGUCUUCAGCAACUUUACUUUCAGGCGUUGGUCAAGGACAUCCCGGAGUUGCCCAAAAAUCCAGUGACCCAGAGCACUCACAAGCCAACGGAGUUGCAGCUGCACGUCUUUCGCAUCACGGUGCCGAGCAUCUUCUUGGAUAACGCGAGGUGGCUUCACAUAUGCACUUCGCCGCAGAAAGCGCUGCAUGCCUUGAUUGACCCUUUGGAGCUUCACAGCAGCUACGGUUGGAAGAAAACCACGGUGGGUACGGCGGAGAAGCAAAUCACACUCUUGGAAGGUUACAUCAAGGUGACGGACAUUGGGGCCAAGCAGUUGCAGCAGCACAAUGGUAAAGACGCCAUAUUCGGCAGGCCUUUGGCACAAGGUACCGCAGAGUAUUGCAAGCAGCCCAUUCAGUGGAUCACAAAGGAGCCCGACGAUAACUACAUGGUCUAUUUCACCAAGUGCAAGAACGAGGCCUUUUCGUCAAAGCUCCCCCUUGCGUUCAGAAUGGGAGGCGGCUCCUGUUUGGGUCUCCGACAUACUGGGACUACUAGGCCGCCAAACAUCUCGGUGGCUUGGAGGGUGCAGGGCGCGCCUUCGUGGUUCAGGUCCAUUGAGUUGCAAGAGGCGCUCUCGGGUGCCGGUUGGACUGAAAUUCAGGUCCUGUAUCCCCCUCGGGGCAAACAGCCAUGGUUGAUCAAGGCCAAGCCCCCACCCAACUCGGAGGGCGAGAUUCUGGGAGUGGCUACCGGUGACUUCACGCUCUACUUGUCCAGAGUCCCUCCUCGCGCUCCGCAUGUGGUGGGAAUCAAGCCUGUUCACAUCACCCGCAAAGCUCAACCAGCCCACGAGGUCAAUCUCAACACGGAGGCCGAGGACAUGGAGACUGAACUCGAGGAUCCCCCUUCGGCGGACGCCAACAUGACCGGAGAGGCAGCCAAGGAUCCUGCUAAGAAGCGGGACCCGCCGGAGAAACAAAGCCCUCUCAAGAAGAAGCAUAAAGAAUCUGCCCCAAACUUCUUGCAAGGCUACGAACUCAAAGAUUGUGGCGGUGAUGGUGCAUGCGGAUACAACUCGUUGGCCUUUGCUUAUUGGUUGUCCAACAAUGCCGACAAACCUCACCCGUCCAACGAGGAGAUCAAAACGAUGGGCCGGACUUUGAGGCAGCAGAUUCAUCAACACAUUUGCAAACACCAGGGGAAAUAUUCUGCCACUUUCGCGACGGACGCAAGGUGGACCAAAGAGACGGAAGGCGGAGAGGUUCCCACUACCUUUGACUCUUGGCUCCUUGCUCUUUUACGCCCACAACGUUGGAUAUGUCAAGCUACCCUUCAGGCUGCGGCCAACAGGUUGGGAGUCCACAUAACGGUCCUCAUCAACAAUCAGAAUGAUACUCGAGCCGUGCACAUUCCUUGCCAACAGCUCAACUUUGCCACUACGGUCGUCAUCUACCUCAAGGACAAACAUUAUCAGGCUGUGCUCCCCACGCGGAAGGCAUGGCCUCUUGAGUGGACAAGUUUGGCGGAAAAGCUUGGGGAAAUCCCUCGGGGCGGAGGUGCCGUCACGGACUUCUUCGAGCAAAAAGCGCAGUGCAGCAUGGCUCCCGGAUGCUACCCCGAGGGGCACUCCAUGCACUUCUACUUCUUCUUCCUCCAAGAAAUCUUCGGCAAAAGAGGCCAAGGCUGCAUCACCGAGGAUUGA